AGCAUGCCUUCACAGUCAAAAAUGGAGGACAGAAGCGAGGAGUCGUUGGCUUUCUCUGUUCGGGUCUUCACCCUGCAGGAGGAUGUGAAGCCUGAAGAAGAUCACAUGGAGACUCAUGAGGAGGUGCUGGUCCAGGAUCGAGUGAGCGGGGAGCGGCGUGUCAGUGUGUGCAGACAGAGAGCUGAGCAGGAGCUCACCUUGCUUCUCAGCACAGGACUGGAGACUCAGCUUGUUACUGUGCAGGAUGGCAACAGAGCAUCAAUCUUCCAGUUUACAGUUUCCAAAGAAAUGGACUGCUGCCAGGUUGGAGGGCAGUCCUUCCUGAUUUCCACUGGCAAACUGAGUCUUCUGCUGCAGUUCAACAGUCCAACUGAUAUGAAGAAUUUCCAGCAGCUGUUAAAAACAGGGAAUGAUGAAGAGACAGAGAAAGGUUGCGCAGAAAGAGAUAAAAGAGGACGCAAGGAUACUGAGACCCAAAUACCUUCUUGGAGACAUCCGGCUAAGUUUGAAACAAGGACUGAAAACACCCCUACGCAGUGCUACCAAUUCCAUAGCUGUCUGUCCCAGCAGCAGAGCCUGCUUCAGGACUACCUGAGGACCGCUACUUAUCAGAGAGCAAUUUUAGUCAAUGAGACUGACUUCAGAGACAAGGUGGUUCUGGAUGUGUGUUGUGGUUCUGGUAUUCUGUCUUUCUUUGCCAUCCAGGCUGGAGCCACCAGAGUGUAUGCUGUUGAGUCCAGCCCCAUGGCCAAGUACACACAGAUCCUGGUCCAGAGUAACAGUUUGUCUGAGCGGAUCAGGGUCCUAGAGGGGGAGGUGGAAGAUGUCAUCUGUCCUGACAUGGUGGAUAUCAUCGUCUCCGAGCCAAUGGGUUAUAUGCUGCUCAAUGAGAGACUCAUGGAGAGCUUCCUGUACGCCAGGAAAUGGCUCAAACCCAACGGUCUGAUGUUUCCCUCCUGUGGUGAUAUUCAUCUGGCUCCCUUCAGCGAUGAGCAGCUUUACUUUGAGCACUACGCACGAGCCAGUUUCUGGCAGCAGAGAAGCUUCUAUGGUGUUAACCUAAGUGCUCUUCACAGUGCCGCAGUGGAUGAGUUUUUCAGGCAACCUAUAGUGGACACAUUUGAUGUUCAGAUCCUGAUGGCCAGGUCUGUCAAGCACUGCAUCAACUUCAUGGAGGCUAAAGAAGAGGAUUUGCAUAGAAUGGAGAUUCCCUUUGUAUUUACACUGCAGCAAUCUGGUCUGGUUCACGGACUCGCCUUCUGGUUUGAUGUGGCUUAUUUGGGAUCCAAGUCAGCGGUAUGGCUCUCCACAGCUCCUACUGAGCCCCUGACCCGCUGGCAUCAGGUCAGGUGUUUGCUUCAGACACCGCUCUUUGCCAAGCUGGGUCAAACCCUGUCCGGGACUGUCCUGCUGGCCUCUAACAACAGGCAGAGCUAUGACAUCCACAUCACAGCCACCGUCGACCAAUCAGGCUUCAAAUCUGGAAACAUCCUGGACCUCAAGGACCCUUUUUUCAGGAUGCCAUCCUGGUUCCAGAACUAGGGAGAUCCAGAACAUUGGUGGGGUACCAAUGGUUCAGGUCGGUGGCCUCUUUCUUCCAGGAUGCAAGUCUCUUUCAUCUCCAGAGGAACGGGAUAAGGAAUUGUCACGUUACACCUCCACACACGCCUGUGCUUUGACUUAUUUUUGUUAUUCUUUUAUACAUUUUGCCAACAGACAUUGGUGCAUGAAUGUAAACCUAAAGCAAAACUAAAAUAUAAACUUUAUACAGAUACACAUGUACACAAAUACAUGCAUGUAUUUAAUUUGCUGUAAUAAAAUGUUCACACUGAAUUCAGACUUUAUUUUCGCAUGCGUGGUAAAAAAAAAAAAAGUAAUGCAGCUGACCAAAUAAAAUUGAAUGUU
This is a messenger RNA of Toxotes jaculatrix (banded archerfish), 1905 nucleotides long. It is a transcript of the gene carm1l, whose product is annotated as coactivator-associated arginine methyltransferase 1, like. The transcript is spliced from 15 exons. The record is from RefSeq and is a predicted model, not a curated record. Lineage: Eukaryota; Metazoa; Chordata; Actinopteri; Toxotidae. Bases 4 to 1542 code for a protein of 512 amino acids. Gene Ontology annotation, biological process: peptidyl-arginine methylation. Gene Ontology annotation, molecular function: protein-arginine N-methyltransferase activity.